ACAAGUGAUAAUUAAUCGUUUGUUUUGGUUUUUAACUGUAUUUGUUUUUUAAAUGUACCUACCUCUCUCAAUAGUUUCGAAACGAUGUUCUCUCGUUAGGUAUUAAUUUGAAAUAAUAAAAGAAAAUGGAUUUACCAAGUACUGCACCGUUACCCGACCGUUGUGUCAAUUGUGCAGUAAGAUUUCAACGCAAUGUACGGAGACAAUUACUAUCCGAAGCAACAGCAGCUGUGCGCAAACUUAUAUCUGUGUGGAUUUCUCGUGAGCUAGACCCACUUGAUGCAGUUUGUGAUAAAUGCUUAACAAUAUUGCAAGACAGUAUUCAGACCACUAAUACAUUAAGGAGGUAUGGGUAUGGGAAUAUUUGCAUACCGUGUGGUUCUUUAGCUUUAAGAGCACACCAAACACAUGAUGUGCCUGUUGACGCCAGUGAAAGAAACAUUAUAUUGCAGUGGUUAUCACCAGAUGAGGUGGAACGUUUACAACAUGUCUGCAUGUCUUGCUGGAUGAGAGCUACCAGAGCUGUUCAAAGGAACAGACAACAUGAUGAUAAAAGAGAUUUUAAAAUACAGCCUAUAGAUGCUGGAGACAGUAGUAACUCCCCGCAACCGCCCCCUAAGCCUACAAGGGUUGAGCCAGCCAUUCACGGAGCACUGUCAACCAUUAAUAUGACAAAUUACAAGCGUGCUGCUUCUUCAAACAGUAAAUGUAUUUUUAGGUUAUGUAAAAAUGUACCUAAAGUAUUAGUACCUACUAUACUGAAGGAGAAAUUACUUACUGACCACUCAUUCUAUGUGCCACAGUGUGCUCGUAUCUGUAAAUACCACUUAAAAGAACCUCAUAACAAUUGGAGUAGUUUAUACAGCGCAAGUAACUGUUCUCUUUUUACUGCAUCUCAAAUGGACGACCUGUGUUCACUUCUUAAAAGUUAUGCAAAUAGACAAUAUAAUAUUGAAAGUAUUAUUGAGCAUAAUUCAACAUUAUGCAACUAUUUGUUGGGCAUCACCUAUUGUCAGUUUAUGGAAUUAUUAAUUAAGAUACCACAUAUAAAUGAAAGAGUUAAAUCUCCUAAAACAAGUCUAGCUAUCUAUUUAAUGAAACUACACACAGGAGACACUAAUGAACGCCUCGCUUCUAUUUUUAAUGUAGCUGCAUCAACUGUGGCCAGAACCUUUAAUAUUGUAAAGCAGUGUUUUAAGACCAAUUAAUUUGAUUGCACUUUGUGCUAAUAUAUCCCUAAAAACAAUUUAUGUAUUCAGUAAGUUGCUCAAUAUAAUUUCGCAAUACCAAAUGGCUUAUGUGGGAAUCAAAUCAUUGAUCCUGAGUUACUGCAAGAUAUAGUAAUAUAAAUUAAUAACUAAAUUUAUAACGACGAUACACGUAUCGCCAUUUAGCCCAAAGUGUAGCUUGUGUUAUGGGUACUAAAAAAAGCUGGUUACAGCACCCUUACAGGGUUCAAUUUCUUUUGUACAUUAUCUUUUGUAAAUAUGUCAAUCUAUAUCUAUAAAUAAUUAUGUCAAUCUAUAUUACAUUGUAAUGGAAUUGUAGUUGAAUAAAUAACAGAUUAAUAAUUUAUGAAUACACAAAUAUUUUGUUAUGCUCAUCACACAAAUAUUUUCUAGUUGUUGGAAUAUAAUUUUGAUCUCAGAAAGCAGGGUAAAACGGAAAAGUUUGUGAGCUAUUAAAAUUCGCGGAUGUGAAGUGAGAGGUGCGUAGGGCGUUAUUAGUUUUUGGACACAAUGCACUGUGUAGAGUGAUCUACAUUUGAAAAUAGAAACGUAUCAAAUGCGCAACCUACGAUGUCAAUAUAAAUAUUGCAAAUCGGCCCGGAAAAUUGAAGUCGUCAAACGAUCAGACGUUCAUUUUAUCGGGGAUUGAACAAGAAUAAACUCAAACCCGUUAUGAAUGGGAUAGCAGCGUUCAAAGAGCCAAAGCUAACUGCACGUUAACUGCAGCCGCAAAAUUAAAAAUUCCCGAGGUUUUUCCGUUUCGAUUGCAAACAUAGCCGCAAUUCACGUCACGAUCUCGGAUCCAGUGACUUUACAAACGAUCUGCGCUUACUGUAUUGGGCUUGUUUCGAAAUUUGGUGUGAGUGCAAACAAUUUCAAGGAUUUGCCGCACAUCGAUAUUUUUGCAUUGCAUCCCUAUUUUUUUAUAUAGUAAUAUAUAUAUAUUACAUUAAUAUAUAUAUCUGUUUUUUUGGUACAUAAGCAACAAUAUUGCUAGAAUAUAAUAAUAUUAAAAACUUGAUAAUUAUCAUAUUUAAAUAUGAUUUAUUGUAAAAGUAAAUUUAAAGUCAAUAUUAAUAUCCUGACAUCAGAUAUACGGACCAUUGUUGUUGGUCAACAUACAAUGAUGUCACUGUUCUUGAGGAUUUAAUAAUAGUGUCACUAUACUGCUGUUAAUACACAACUGUAAUUAUAAAGUUGUGUAAUUAUUUUUGUAAAAUAAUAUUUAGAGUAAGUGAAAUUAAUAUAAAAUCAUUGC
Molecule: messenger RNA, 2487 nt
Organism: Pararge aegeria (speckled wood butterfly)
Lineage: Eukaryota; Metazoa; Arthropoda; Insecta; Lepidoptera; Nymphalidae
Exons: 3
Coding region: 126-1208 (360 amino acids)
Source: RefSeq, a predicted model, not a curated record